GAUUUGUGAAGGAAAACGAAAAAUCUGUGUCUUAGCGUCUCUGUUGAUUGUCUGCGCAGAUGAACUUUGGGUUGCCGAGUAUUUCCUGGUUUAAUAACAACAGCUCGAAGAAGGAUGUAGCCAUGGUAGAAACCGUGACAUCGACAACUUCUCUCCUGGAGCAGCCAGAUCGAGGGAAAGGCUUAUUCGAUAUAAAGAUAUGGACUUGGUCACUUAGUUCUGUUGUUCCUUGGGCUGCAACUUCCGGUAAUGGGAAGCAGAAACCCACUACUAUAAAUAGAGGGUUAAAAAGGCAUGCCGCGUCUCGCAGGUCCUCAAGAUCAGAUAGUGUGACUACUGUUUAUCGGUUUAGACCCUAUGUCUCCAAGGUUCCGUGGCACACAGGACCGAGGGCGUUUCUUUCUCAGCUUUUCCCGCGGUACGGACAUUAUUGUGGACCCAACUGGUCUAGUGGGAAAGAUGGUGGUUCACUGGUCUGGGAUCAGAGACCUAUUGAUUGGUUAGACCAUUGCUGCUAUUGCCAUGAUAUCGGUUAUGAUACUCAUGACCAGGCAGAAAUGCUAAAAGCUGACAUGGCGUUUCUUGAGUGUUUGGAAUCGAACAAGCGUGUUGUUACAAGAGGAGAUGCUCAAGUUGCUCACUUUUACAAGACAAUGUGCAUAACAGGUCUCAAGAACAUUCUGAUACCCUACAGAAGCUACCUUGUGAAGAUACAAUAUGGGCAAAAUCUACUCGACUUUGGCUGGAUAAUGAGCAACCUUAGCAAGAGAAGCUGGAGUUUUCAAAAGAAUUGAGACAUAACGAAGCAAAUCGGAGAUGCUUUGCGAUCCCUGUAAGCCGUUGGUGUCUUCACUUUCGUUUUGUACAUAGAAGUCGUAAAGAGGAGGAAACUGAGGAUUAGGUACUGUAAUAUAGAUAAAUACGUUUUAAUAUGAAAAUGUGGAAACGCUAGUAAGUCGUGUGCAUCUUUUAUCUUUAAAACCCUUUGUACAUGUUUAGUAAUGAUUCGUAUGAUUUUGUUUGAGUCCAA
This is a messenger RNA of Eutrema salsugineum, 1030 nucleotides long. RefSeq lists its product as uncharacterized. The transcript is spliced from 3 exons. Gene Ontology annotation, molecular function: A2-type glycerophospholipase activity. The coding region runs from base 60 to 794 and encodes 244 amino acids. Gene Ontology annotation, biological process: arachidonate secretion; phospholipid metabolic process. The record is from RefSeq and is a predicted model, not a curated record. Lineage: Eukaryota; Viridiplantae; Streptophyta; Magnoliopsida; Brassicales; Brassicaceae.